This is a messenger RNA of Nymphaea colorata (pocket water lily), 725 nucleotides long. RefSeq names its product protein EPIDERMAL PATTERNING FACTOR 2. NCBI's taxonomy places the organism in Eukaryota, Viridiplantae, Streptophyta, Magnoliopsida, Nymphaeales, Nymphaeaceae. The record is from RefSeq and is a predicted model, not a curated record. The coding region runs from base 289 to 678 and encodes 129 amino acids. Gene Ontology annotation, biological process: guard cell differentiation; stomatal complex development. The transcript is spliced from 3 exons.
GCAGAAAAGCUAAGUCUUCUCAGGUUUUACAGAGCCCUAGAGUUCUUGUGAAUGCCCCAAAGCACCCAUCAUGAAUCAUGUGAUCUUCAUUUAAGAAGCUCUAGAUCUCGCUGUCCCACCUCCCACCUUGUUCAUCAAUAAAUACCAAAUUCAAGAAGAUCCCACUAUCCACUACUUGAGCAAUCCCACUCGUUAUUUUCCCGGCCACCGUCAAGCUUCUCAGUCCCCCCCCGCCCCCCAGUCGUUUUGCCUUCAAAAUUCUCAAACGUUCAAGGCACAGUAGUACAUAUGAAGAAUUUCUUCUUCUUCUUCUUCUUCUUCUUCAUCUCCUCCUUCAGUGCAACCACACUUGUCGUUUCUGUGCUUCUUGGGCUCACAGUGGGAGAUGCUACCGCUCGCGUUAUGCACUACGUUGAUGGACCACAUCGCUUGACAAGGGAUACCAAUUUGGCUUUGGAGGUGCAGCAUGAGGGGAAAAUGGAGAAAGGAGUAGCAGCAGCAGCAGUAUUAGAAGAUGAUCCCACCGGUUCAAGCCUCCCAGACUGCUCUCAUGCAUGUGGCGCUUGCUUUCCAUGCAAAAGAGUCACUGUCAGUUUCAAGUGUUCCACUACGGAACCAUGUCCCGUAGUUUACAGAUGUCUGUGCAAAGGAAGGUUUUUUCAUGUCCCUUCAACUUGAACCACAUGUACCAAAUCUUACUAAUAUGAACUACCUCUUUAUCUUUA